CGCACGAGCCUCAUCGCGACUAUCCACGGACGGGAUAUGAGCUGCGUCUCGACAGUCUCAACUGCGAACAAGCUUCUGUGAGAUUGUCUACAAUUGCUUGCAACCAGCAACUUGCUUUCGUUGACCUCUCUGGAGUUGGCCGAGUGGUUCUACAUAUCAUCCGCCUGCCACUAGUGCGCAACGACGUGCUUGACCCGUCCAUGACGAGACGAGACGCGCCGCACACCACGACUCUGCUCUCCCUUCAACCGCAUCUCCUAGUAGCGCUUGCUCGAGCUUCAUGGCCCAUUUACGGCUACACGCACGGCAACAAGUAAGUCUUAGCAAGGCCAUUGCGCAUCCGCCCGCAAUUCACCGGUGAAAGGCUCGCCCGUUAGUGCGGCCGCCUGGUGGCGCACUUCGAGAUGGCCGCACAGGAUGAGGUGCCGGGCGAUAUCAUCAUCAUCGACUCGAGCGACGAGGAAGAAUUCGUCAAGGGCCGCAAGCGGGCACGGGCAGGCGAUGAUCCCCAGAGCCCUACCCGGAGCGAGUCGUCAUCGUCGAGUAGUGCUCCUUCGUCCAAGAGGCAGCGCGUGAGCAGCCCCGUGCGCGGAGACGACAGUUCAGGGUCUGAAGAGGGAGAGAUUGACGAGACUCGAAGCGCGCGGAAGAGUCUUGCUGGAGACAGCUCAGGGGCGCCUUUGACGGCACAAGACCAGCCGCAGCAGCAUCAGUAUCAGUAUCAGCAGCCGCCCGCGGCAUUGGGCAUGCCCCAGGCAGCGCUGAACGCGUUCACUGUGAGCGCCGCAACGGACCGCCAACCGGCAGUUCGAGCCCCUGAAGCCGCUGUUCAGAGCCAGGAGGGCACGGUACAGGCUGCACAGAGCGGUACAGACGCUGGUCAGGUCGCUGCAGUGCCCGAAGACGUAUCCGAAGCAACGGCAUCGGAGCUGCCUUCCGGGGUCUUUAUGCCCGAUGAUGCGCACUUCUGGAUUCUCAAUUCUCUCUCCUUCAAACUCCCCGCCCUGCCCAAGACGCGUGCAGGCUCGUGGCCCUCGCGCCUCAAAGACUGGGCCCACGUCUUUGUCGAGCACAACAUCGAGCAGUCGGCCUCGCUCACGCCGCAACUCAUCGUCGUCGCGUACGCGUACUACCUGGACAAUCACAGCGGCCUCAAGCUGGCCAAGCGAAAGAACGCGAAGCAGGCCGCGAAGCAGGCAGAGGAAUCGGGCGCGCUCGCAAAGCAGCUCGAGAUGGCACGCACCAGACGUCGGAAACGAGCCGCCGACCAGGAAGCCCCCGCCGAGGCCGAUGCGGCCAAGCAGUCCACGUCUGCAACCUCCGAGGCUGCCGGGAGCAAGGCAGAGGCACAAAUGCCUCAGCCGCCGCAACAGGCAAACGGAGUUGUCGCGAGUCCGGCUGUGGCGCCUCUGUCCGCGCCGCCUUUGCCCGUGGGCGCCGACGAGCUCGCACUGCAACGCAGGUACUUUCCGUCUGCUGACGACCCGAGCAACGUGUGCUUGACCUGUGCCUGCGAGGGUCACACAUCGGCUACCUGUCCCAACGCACGCUGCAAGUUUUGUCUGGAUACGGGUCACUGGGAUGGGGCGUGUCCCACAAGAGAACGCUGUGCGCAGUGUCUCCAGGUCGGGCACGGGGAAGAGGACUGCGCUGCCAAGAUCAAGGCCACCGAAGACGAAGGUCUCGCGUGUGCGUACUGCUCUGCGACCGACCACCUCGAGAAUCACUGCUUGAUUAUCUGGCGAACGUUCCGUGGGGGCCCCGAGGUCGCAAAAAGGGUUGCCAGCGUACCCGUCUCAUGUGCUAUUUGCGGCAAGGGAGAUCACUAUCUCUCCGAUUGCCGUUCGCGUCAAUACCCGGUGAACCCGUCUUACUCGAUGGCGAUGCGCGAAAAGUACACGAACGCGGAGACUAGCUCCAUGUCCAUUGAGGGCGUGGCGGCGGCGAGCCGACGCGCCAACGGGACGGAAACACAGGGCCCAGACCUCAGAAUGCGCGGGCACGGCGGCCGGAACAAAAUCAUCCACUACUCAGAGAGCGACGACAGCGAUACGGAAUUUCUUGGUAAUAGGUUGGUCAAGAAACCUACCGGAGUCGGCCAGAUGCGCAUGUCGAGCAACAUCAGGAUGCCCGGUGGCGGGCCUAACGGCGGCUCUAACGGCGGUGGCAGAAACCAACGAGGCCAACCUGGGCACCCAGGAGCGCCUUCGGGACCGCAAUCUUUCAACUCGCAGUCGCGGCAGCCAGGUUCAUCGCUGCCCUCCAGGCCCCCUGCGCCAAGCCGAGGUGGCGCCCCGGCUCGUGGCGUUUCGCAGAGAGGGGGUUACCACAACAUGCCGCCUCCGCCUGGUCUGUCCGGCUCGCGAUCACAGGGUGAGAGCCGAGGUGGUCGCGGAGGACGGGGCGGCCGUGGUGGUGGUGGUGGUGGUGGUGGUGGCGGCGGCGGCGGCAAGGGUCGUGGCAGAGGGCGAGGCCGCGCCAAGUGAUGAGUGCGGUUAUUUGCUUCACUUCGGAGCAACUUGGAAGCGAUGGACAUGGGCCGGGCUAUGAUGGUCCAAGGGCAUCGAAUCAUGAUGGCAUACCGGGAGCAUUUGUGAUACCCUUGUAUUUGAGUGGCAGAGCAGCAAAGGCAAAUCUACGGACGACGCCCAAUGGUGAUAUGCUUGCGAUUUCGCAAUCUUGGUUUGCCAACAGGAGCGGCAGCAAUGGGGCAUGCAUGAGCUUGCAGACGUUCAGUGGCAGCAGAUGAAGAC
Molecule: messenger RNA, 2753 nt
Organism: Purpureocillium takamizusanense
Lineage: Eukaryota; Fungi; Ascomycota; Sordariomycetes; Hypocreales; Ophiocordycipitaceae
Exons: 1
Coding region: 405-2486 (693 amino acids)
Molecular function (GO): zinc ion binding; nucleic acid binding
Source: RefSeq, a predicted model, not a curated record